Molecule: messenger RNA, 2408 nt
Organism: Grus americana (Whooping crane)
Lineage: Eukaryota; Metazoa; Chordata; Aves; Gruiformes; Gruidae
Product: membrane primary amine oxidase-like
Exons: 2
Coding region: 351-2141 (596 amino acids)
Biological process (GO): amine metabolic process
Cellular component (GO): plasma membrane
Molecular function (GO): copper ion binding; primary methylamine oxidase activity; quinone binding
Source: RefSeq, a predicted model, not a curated record
GUGGGGCCGGCCAAGCCUGCCCCUGCGACAUCGCUGCGCUCCCACAUGAGACGGGACAUGGUGUCCUGGGAGAAGCAAAGUCCCCUUGGGCAGACCGAGGCCAGGGCUCUUUGUGGUGUCACCCUGCAGCAGAGAAACCCAUCGGUAUCUUGGGGAGUGAGUCAGGCACCGGCUCCCCGGCUGGCUGCUUCGGUGUAUCUGGUUUGGGGAGGGAACAGGCUGAACUGGCCGGGACCGGUGAUCUGCUCUCGGAGCCCCAUGCACGCUCCAGGCUCCCUCCCCACCUUGCAAGUGACGCCUUUACGCCCACAGUUGGCAAAUGAAUUAAGAGACCGGUUUACAGGUGAGGGAUGUAUUCUGGAUGCUGCAGUCAAACCCUGCGCGUUGUCUCUGCGCUCGGAAAGAUGAACCCCAAACUUCCCUACGUUCUCCUGGUCGGGGCUGCGGUCGUAAUCUUCGUUCUCUCCUGCAUGCUGCUGAGCAGGGGCAGGCAAUCGCCCAGCUGUGAAUCCCAGCCCCACAUCGUGGAGAAGACAGGCUCCACGAGCCAGAGCCUGGUCUUUGCCGAUCUGACGCCCGAAGAGAUGGCGCAAGUGGUGCGGUACCUGCGGGGAAACCUCGGGGUGCAGCUGGUUGACGCCUCGCGUGCAAAACCUUCCGACAACUGCAUCGCCUCCGUCGACGUGCAGGUCCCCGCCAAGGCAGAGGUGCUGCGGUUCCUGGAUGGCGGGGGGGCUCGCCCCCCCCGGGAGGCGCUGGCUGUGCUGUACUUUGGGAACCAGCCAGACCCCAACGUCACCGAGUACGUGGUGGGUCCGCUGCCAACGCCGGUGUAUCACCGGGACGUCACGGUGCAGAAGUACGGGGGGAAGGUGCCGUACCACCGCAGACCGAUGCUGGGCAGUGAGUACAAGCAGGUGGGAGCGUUCUUAGAGAUGAUGGCGUUUGCUGCAGCCCCAACCUUCCUGAAAGAAGUGUUUGAAUACGAUGGCACCAACAUGGCAUUUCAGACCACAGCCCCUCACGGGUUCCAGUCUGGAGACCGUAAGUCCUGGUUCAUCGUGUUUCAGAACGUGAGCGGGUUCUUUGUGCACCCGGUGGGGCUGGAGGUGCUGGUGGACCACAGCAGCCUGGACAUCUCCCGGUGGGCAGUGAGCAGGGUCUUCUACAACGGGCAGUACUACAGGGACAUGGUUCAGUUAGAGAGCGCCUACGUGCAGGGUCGCAUCAGCGUGGAGAAGGUGAGGAAGGUGCCGCAGGAUGGGGACUUCUCGUCCAUGAAGCCCCGAGCGCCUUCGGCCGCGCUGUUCCCUUUGCAGUACGAGCCCCAGGGUCCCCGCUACAGCGUCAGGAGCAACCAUGUCCUCUUCCAGGCGUGGAGCUUUGCCUUUGGGAUGAGCGUGAGCCGGGGCCUGCGCCUGUUUGACAUCCGACACAAGGGGGAGAGGGUUGCCUACGAAAUCAGCAUCCAAGAAGCGUUGUCGGUGUAUGGCUCCAACUGCCCUGGAGGGAUGUCAACGCGGUACAUGGAUGGGAGCUUUGGCAUCGGGCGCUACACCUCCCCCUUGGUGCGAGGGGUGGACUGCCCGUACUCGGCCACCUAUGUCGACACACACUCUCUGUCUGAGACGCUGAGCCCCAGCAAGAAAAAGGCUUCCCUCUGCAUCUUUGAGCAGAACCUGGGCUCCCCGCUCAGGCGCCACUACUCCAACUUGCAGUCGCUCUACUACGGGGGGCUGGUCAACUCCGCUCUGGUCGUUCGGUCCAUUGCGACCGUGGGCAACUAUGACUACAUCUGGGACUUCAUCUUCUACCAGAACGGGGCCAUCGAAGGCAAGGUCCAGGCGACGGGGUACACGAGCUCGUCCUUUCUCCACGGGGAUGGUCUGAGAUAUGGCAAUAGGGUUUGGGAGCACACGCUGGGCACCAUACACACCCAUUCCAUCAACUAUAAAGUGGACUUGGACGUGGGAGGCCUCACGUCUGGCGCGGUGCGUGUUGCCAUAGGCAUGGCCAGGCAGACGGGGAGACACAGCCCUGUCUGCGGGGCUGACGGCGUGAGCCUGCUCUUGCGUCGGGACCGGCAUCGGGCGCAGCUCCCCGUGACUUGGGAAAGUCCUUUUGGUAUUUCAGCUGCCUGACGUACAGCCUCUGCAGCUCUAUCCCCGCUCCUCUUUUGAGGAAACGCUUGUAAGUUGGAUCUCGAGUCUCGGGCUGCAAAGCCGCUGCUGCGAGCCAGUGAAUUCCCUUGCUCCUGCACAGAGUCACGGUUUUUGGCGGCGGAUCCCUGCGGAGGGUUAUUUGAGUCCAGGAGCAGCUCCUGCUGCACCGUCUGGCGGGCUGAGCAGCGAAGUGCUGGCAGCCACCCUGGGAGGCACAAGGAUGCUCAGCCUGAAAGGACAGCUUUG